AUGCAUCGUGCCGCCCUCAUACCUUGCCUCCUCUCCCUCGCUUUUCUCCCUGUGCGUGCGCAUCGGGACUUGUUUUUUUUUUACAGAAGAGUGUGUCGAUAUGAGUGUACAUUCUUACGGCCCCCUGAACAUUGUAACCCACCACCACCAAGGCAGCUGCGGCCACUGCUGAUCCUCUGCGCCGUGGACUGCUUCAAUGUAUUGCCUUUUCCUCUGCUCCCUUUCUCCCGUGCGUGUUCGGCAGCACACACACACACACGCACACACCCCGACUUGAUAGUGAAGAUGCAUUACGGCAUCCCCUCGGCCGCCACACCGCCCCAGCAGCUCCCAUCACCGACAGAGGCGGCUCGUGCACGCGCCUUCCGUGCUGAGGCACGCCUGCGCACCGUCCUCCGACAGGUGAGCGCGCUUCGCUGUGCGCAGCAGCAAGGAGGUGGAGAUCACGUUAGCCAGCACCGUGACCCGGUGGCCGUAGCGGCGGAGGCAACGUCGGAGUUGCCUCCGACGUCUUCCUCCCCACCCGUUCAUCGCAAUGAUGCGCCAACUGCGGCCGCAGCAGCAGCGUCGUCGUCCCCUCCCCGUCCACUGGUCCUCGAGCUCCCUCUCGCCCCGCUAGAACAACGAGUGAAGCAGAAGAAGGCGCGCGAUGCCACUCGCCAGCAGCGUCGAGAUGCUCGCCAAGCGGCGGCCGCCGCAGCGGCGCCGACGACGACGACAUCCGCGACGGCGGCGGACAUGGUGCGCAACGCGCUGUCGCAGCCUCUCGGCGUCGUGGCGGCUCGCUUCCUCUCCGCUGCAGCAUCUGGGGCUCCGUCGAUCUUCCCGGGUGUGGCCAUUACUUCCACCAGCGCCGCCGACGGUCACAUGAGCGACUGGCUUGCCUCGACACCGCCGCCACCGGCAGCUCAGAUGUCACACGCUGCGCCGUCGACCACCAUCACUUCAGGCCCGUGCCCCGGCAUCCCUCCGCACCGUGCAGGCAGCGACAAGCAUAUUGCCCCUCCCAGCCCUGCAAGCAGCAUGCCCAAGAUUCCCUAUCAGUCGCCCCCGCCGCGUGAGCGAGGUCAGCGUUGCCGGUGCCGCCACUCUCGUCACUCGCGCGACAGCGCCGACGACAGCCCGAGCCCGCUCGCGCUGCUGCUUCAGACGCCGCCCUCCGCGAGUGGCAGUCAGGGUUCCCCCCACCGCUAUCAACCCUCGCUCCAUCACCCAGAGCAGGAAGACCGACAUCGCCACCAUCAUUGGUGGCGUUGCGGCGCCCGUGAGGCGGUGAGUAGUGCUCCAGCUCCAGCUGGAAGUGCCACCAUCAACGCGAUGUCCAAGCACAAGCAGGUACGGUCGUCUUUGCGGCAUCAGGGCAGCACGCCAACGGCGAAGACAUCGAACCCCGUAGGCGUCUUCGGCAACAGCUCUAUCAGUUUCCUCGCGCGGACGUUGCGCGAGGCUGGCACUGCGGCGCUGGCGGCCUCGCCUCUGACUAGGAGUGAAAUGCGGCACACCCCCGCUGCCGACCACCGCCACGCCGGACACUACCGCGCCAGUCGGCUUAGAGAGACGCUAGAGCGGAGUAGCGAGGGCGUCAACGUCAGCAUCGCAGCGUCUUCGCCUACGCGCGCGCGCUUGCCCGCGUCGCCGGGGCCGUCCCGCAGCGGCAGCGGUUCCCACGCCGCAGACGGGUGCCUCCCUCACUCCUCAUGCAACUCCUCGUGUGUAUGCUCGAAGUCCGGCUGUGACAGCUGGAGAGGCAGUGAGGUCUCGUGGAGCGCCAGCAGUUCGCGGACGUCUUUCGUGCGUGGGGUUCGCUCGCCGCCGUCGGAGCCGUUCACGCCUCUGACUAUUCCUCGAGACGGCCGCUACGACCCGCAUGCGCCGCUGCUGCCCCUCAUGGAGUGCUACGGCGACACCCCCACGCGCGAGGUGUUCUGCCGCGUGCCAUCUACGUCGACACAGCACACCGCCGGCCGCUCCUCCACACCGAUGUCCUCGGAGUGGUCCAGGGAGUCGUCCAGCGCGGCCCAAAGCGCCGUGGGUGCAGCAGAAGCAGCGCCGGUUGCUGGCCUCUGCGCACUGGACGCGCCUGAGGAAGCUGUGAAAAGGCAGCGGGAGCAGCAGCUCGAGAGCCAGCACCGCCGGCGCUCGAUGCUUUCCUCCACAACCAACACGCAGCUGAGCUACAUGGCGGAGAUGGACGCCAUCGAACGUGGGGUGGUGGCCCCGUACGUGUCUUACCUCUUCUCGCCCGAGGCACGUGUGAUCGACCUCCGCCAGCUGAAGGGCCGCGUGAGCCUUUGCGACCCGGCGCCAGCGCUGGAAGCGACGUGUCUCGGAUUCUCGCGCGCCGCGGAUGAGUACUUGGUCGGGACGUCGUCGGGCCUGCUCUGGCGGGUGCCCGCCGGUGGCGGCGCGGAGGCGACGCGAGCAACGCCUCUCGGUAGUCUCUGGCCCCCGCACACGCCGACGAGAGCGAACCCGACCGCCGCUGCCGCCUCGGGCACCAUCGCAGGGGCGGGAGGCGACGCGCCGGGCGGCGGUCUCUCAAAGCUGCUGCCCGUCCCCCUCCCCGGCCACACGGCAGCCAUCCUCUCCAUCGCCUUCAACGACGACGGGGCCUUGUUCGCGACGACAGGGAUGGACGGGUGCGUGAUCGUGUGGAACGCCAGCACGAGCGCCAAGCUGCGCCGCAUCAGCGCUGUGUGGGCAUCCUCAACCUCGGCAGCGGCAUCGACUUCCAUGUACGCCGGUGUCGACGACGCGGCCGGCCGGCGUGCGCCGCACCUCGUCCACUUCAUGCCACAGAACAACAACUACCUCCUGGUCAGCUACCUCGGCAGCAGCGAGCUGCACCUCUACAACAGCUCCACAGGGCUACCGGUGACGAACGUCGCUGGCGCCGCACUGGCGCGCGCUGCGGCGAGCACGGUAAAGGACCAUCACAAGAGUGCCGUGGGUCCCCACGGCAGUGGCAGGGCCAGCGCCGGGUCUGCCGCGUCGUCAGGGGCCAUUACCGCCCUCGCUGUCGACCCGGUCGCCUCGCCCUUCUUCUUCUCAGGCGACGCCAGCGGUACUGUUGUGAUGUGGACGUACCGCGCCGGCGACGUCGUGGCCAUGGCGACCCUGCGCCCCACCACCGCUGCCUCCUCCUCCACCGCUUUGGCCGGCAGCGGCGCGGGCAAGCACGCUCGCACCCCGUCCUACGUGGUCGAUCCCCUCCUGCACGGCACCCACGGCACGGUCGGCAGCAGUGGUGACGGCACGGCAGCCUUCUCGACCCCGCUCUACCAGCUCCCGGAGCUGCGUCGUGUCACGACACUCGCGCUGCCGGAGCAGAUGAGCGGCAUCGCCGCGUUGGGGGUUAGCACCCUCCACGUAUCGCAGCUGCACAGCCUCUUCCGCCGUUGUGGGCCGCGGCGGGGUGCAGCGUCGGCGCAGAGAACGAGCGAUGGCGGUGCCGUUGGUCCGCGACCUGCUCCACGACACCCAUUCGAGUCAACCGCGGAGGUCUUCCGCGCAGUGGCGCAGCAGAAUCGCGCGUUCUGGGCGGCGGCGCUGCCGGGUGCUGCUGCCGCGGACGGCGUUGCUCGAAAUCAACGCGAUUCUCACGGCAGAAGCGGCGCGCAUCCGCAGGCCGCCUUGCACGGCGGGCCCGCUGCCUCCACUGCCGUCGCCGCCACAAGUGGCGACAAAAGCAGCCUCCCGCAGGUCCUCGCCAGAUGGCCGUCGCGUCUGUCGGAGACGUUCUCGGCGCUCUGGGGGGGCGGUGACGGUGCACCUUCAUCUGCGGCCCAUUCCGGUCUCGCACCUGCAAGGCACAAAGGGAAGCUAGCAACGGCGGCAGCGAAGGGGUCCAUGGCAACUGCAUCCACCGCCGGCGCUGCCGCGCCUGUCACCGCUCUCUCCGAAGGCGAUCUUCUUCACCAGUUGCGCAACGAUGCUCUCGAUGCUGUCUGCCCAUUGCUCGUACUUGUUACGCUACCGUGUGAUACCAUCUACGCCCUUGGGGUGCUCCUGCAGCUCCAGCCCAGUGGUCGGCGCGGCAGCGCCGGAGGCAGAGGGGGCGUGGUCGGUGCCGGAACUCCAGAGGCCAGCUACUGUCUCUACCCCCUCUUGAAGACGACGAGCCCGAGUCGCCUGCGGCACCUCGGCGUUGGCGCGGUGCAGUCCCCUGAUAACCCGCGGUUGAUCGUCGUCGCUACGCCGUGCGAGGAAGGCUUCGUGCGAGUGGAGCCGCUGCUGCAUGUUGCGACACCGUCACCGUCAGUGCAGCGCACACCCCCAGCUGGCGUGUCCGCAAUCCCCACCCCGGGUGUGGGCUCUCUGCAGCCUGGCAACAAGGCGGCGGUGAACGACGACGGCAGACACCGCAGUCACAGUCGCGUGCUUGCCACGUUGCCCAUGCCGUACGGCGGGCGCUGUACCGGUGUUGCGUGGUCGCCGAACGGCCGCUUCCUCGUGGCCAUCACCGCCGAGGGCGUCAUUUACCAGUGGGCACGCGUGUACCUGCUGGGCCCAUCCUCCCCCUCGGCCAACGCCGCCGCCGCAGCAGCAGCGAUUACAAGGAAGGGGGACGUGGCGCAGGUCGGCGGCCGUGACGGUGUAACCCCUGCUCAUGGCAUGCCACCAGCCGAGGGGGAAGUGGAGGUGAGGUCCUCGCCAGCAGUGGGUGCAGCUUCCGCGGCAGCCGCCCGGCGUCGCGGCUGCGCCACGGAGCGGUCGGACACGGUGAACGGGGAGGCGUUGCCGGCGGCGCAUUUCACCGGCCUUCUCGGGGCUCCGAUGGCGAGCGCGGCGGCAUCGCCACCGGGUCUGGCGGCGGGCGCGAAUGCCGCCGCGCGUGCCGCCUUUAGCGAGGAGGAUGCGUGGCGGGAAAGUCUCCAUCGUGAGCUAGAGCGGCAGCGGCGCGCGCAGGCGGCCCUGAAGCUUGUGGCACAUGUCAGGGCUGGUCGGCAAGAUGGCGCCGUGAGCAGCAGCGGCUACUGGCUGGACGAUGACGAUGCGGCGAACUCGGCGGUCACGGAGGACUCGCUUGAGGGUGACGAAACGGAGUCAUAG
Molecule: messenger RNA, 5052 nt
Organism: Leishmania major strain Friedlin
Lineage: Eukaryota; Euglenozoa; Kinetoplastea; Trypanosomatida; Trypanosomatidae
Exons: 1
Coding region: 1-5052 (1683 amino acids)
Molecular function (GO): protein binding
Source: RefSeq, a predicted model, not a curated record